Molecule: messenger RNA, 1137 nt
Organism: Hevea brasiliensis (rubber tree)
Lineage: Eukaryota; Viridiplantae; Streptophyta; Magnoliopsida; Malpighiales; Euphorbiaceae
Product: protein FAR1-RELATED SEQUENCE 3
Exons: 6
Coding region: 69-896 (275 amino acids)
Source: RefSeq, a predicted model, not a curated record
UCACUCUCUGCGAGCUUCAAAACCGCAGAACUGUGGAGGGAUAAAAGAGAGCAGAAAGACGAAAAAAAAUGGACGAAGACUCGCUUUACUUACAACUGCACAAGCUAUCGGCGAUAAAUUCAGAGGAAGCGCUCGACCAUAUACUCACUACGCUCUGGAAAACCAGGAGAACCGGUCUCCGCUCGCCGGAAAAGUCUCACAUCCAGUCUCUCCUCAGUCUCCUUUCACUCUCCGAAGUUGAUCCUGUUUUGGCAUGCCUUCGUUCGCUUAUCAGAAAAAGUGUGCAUGAGAACUUCACUGGAGAUGAUCUCUUGAAGCUGUUUCCUCCUGAUCUUUCACUUGAUCUGCAAAGCUUUCUUGUGUUGUUGCUCCAGAAAUAUCAGAAUCAAUGGAAAGAGGAAAUGUCAAGAGAACAGCAUCCCCUACCAAGGACCAGUGUCUCCUACCAGGUGAAAGCUAGCGUGCAACCAUCUUUCUCAUCUUCUGUGAUUUCAAUGCCACUUUGGCCUCGCCAGGAUGAUCUUAAUGGACGUUUGAAUCGCAAUGAUCUCGGGUUUUCUCCAUCAAUCAUCACUGGUACCAAUGCCUCACAUAUUGCACCUGUUUCUAUCCAACAAGACGCUAGCCCUUCUGAAAACUUGGGUGCUUUGCCACGCCUUAAGUCAAUGACAUGGACCAUGGAGAAUUGCAACUCUGCAGCAGCAAAUAGAGUAGCCAUCAUCAGUCUCAAGCUUCAAGAUUUCACCAAGUCUCCUUCAGGAGAAACGGAGGUGAAAUUUCAGCUUACUAGGGACACACUUGAAGCGAUGUUGAGAUCAAUGACCUACAUCAGUGAGCAACUUUCUAGCACGGUUCACACCUCUUCAGGUCCGGCUCAGAAGAAGCAAAAACAAUAGAGUUGUCACAACCAUUUUGAUUAAUCUCUUUCUUUGUUUAUAGCUGUCUGCAGAACUAACUUAUUAGCAAUUUAGCACCCUUGAUCUGCUUUGUGCGAAGUUUGCUGGAUUGGAGCUUAAAACUCAAAACUAGCAUGUGUUGUUGAGAUUUUUCUCCUGGGAAUCUCUGCAAAAAUCCACUCGAUGGCAUGUUGUUUUCAUAUUUUGAAUAACAAUAAAUUAAUUUCAUUCUACAGCAUAA